Molecule: messenger RNA, 675 nt
Organism: Agelaius phoeniceus (red-winged blackbird)
Lineage: Eukaryota; Metazoa; Chordata; Aves; Passeriformes; Icteridae
Source: RefSeq, a predicted model, not a curated record
AUGCCCGCGCCCCGCCGUGUUCGUCGUGCCCGCGCCCCGCCGUGUUCGUCGUGCCCGCGCACCGCCGUGUUCGUCGUGCCCGCUGCCCCGCCGUGCCCGCUGCCCCGCCGUGCCCGCUGCCCCGCCGUGCCCGCGCCCCACCGUGCCCGUGCCCGCUGCCCCGCCGGCUCCUGUGAACAGCAGAGCUUUGAUGGUGUGUGGUCACUUCCUGGUACAACAGCGGCUGAAUGUGCAUUAAAUUUGAAGAAGAUAUAUACAGUACAAACAGUGCAGGAUUUCUGGAGUGUCUACAACAACAUUCCUCCUGUGACAAACUUGCCUCUGAGAUGUAGCUACCAUUUAAUGCGGGGAGAAAGGCGCCCGCUUUGGGAAGAAAAAAGCAAUGCCAAAGGAGGUAUAUGGAAAAUGAAGUUCCCUAAAGAAAGUACAGCUGCAGCUUGGAAAGAGCUACUGCUAGCAACUAUUGGAGAGCAGUUUACAGAUUGCCAUGAUGAAGUAAUAGGGGUUAGCGUCAGUGUUUGUGACUGUGAAGAUGUUGUGCAAGUCUGGAACAUGAAUUCCUCUUCAGCAAGUGGAGCAAAAGUUUUACAAAAAAUUCAUAAACUUCUUCCACACACGUCUUUUAAAGCAGUCUUUUAUAAAUCCCACAGAGAGAAUCAUGCUUUUGAAGGCUGA